GGUGGGCCCAAAGGAGCACGCGGGACUGGCGAGCGACCGCUAUCGAGACGUCAACAUGAGCCCCACAGGUGAGGCCCCGACGGGCGGCGGCGUGUGCCCGGCAAACCGCCUGCGAUGGGACCUGAGCGCCGAGCAGAUCCGCCGGAUGGCCGACGAGCUGAUGGCCGACACCAAGAAGGUUUACGACGACGUGGGCGCCCUGGACCUGGACGCCGUCACCUUCCACAACACCAUCAAGGCGCUGGCCGACCUGGAGGUGGACUACACGGUGCAGCGAAACGCGCUGGACUUCCCGCAGCACGUUUCUCCCCGCAAGGACGUGCGAGAGGCCAGCACGCAAGCCGACAAGCGUUUGUCCGAGUUUGACGUGGAGAUGAGCAUGAGGGAGGACGUCUACCUGAGGAUUGUGGCUCUGCAGAAGAAGCUGGAGUGCGGCGGCGGCGGCGGCCUGCCGGCCGAGUCGCGGCGCUACAUGGAGCGCCUGCUCAAGUUGGGCCAACGGAACGGGCUGCACCUCCCCAAGGCCACGCAAGAGGAGAUCAAGCGCAUCAAGAAGACGUUGAGUAACUUGUGCAUCGACUUCAACAAGAACUUGAACGAGGACACCACCAGUCUGACCUUCAGCAGGGAGCAACUGGGCGGCCUGCCGGAAGACUUCCUGAGCUCGCUGGACAAAGACGGGGAGCGACUGAAGGUGACCCUGAAGUACCCGCACUACUUCCCCGCCAUGAAGAAGUGCUUUGUGCCGGAGACCCGCAGGAAGCUGGAGGAGGCCUUCAACUCGCGCUGCAAGGAGGAGAACUCGGCCAUCCUGAGGGAGAUGGUGGAACUGCGAGCUCGCAAGAGUUCCCUCCUGGGCUUCGGCACCCACGCCGACUUUGUGCUGGAGAUGAACAUGGCCAAGUCGGCCAAGCGGGUGGCCGCCUUCCUGGAGGAGCUGUACCGCAAGCUGAAGCCUUUGGGCGAGGACGAGCGCUCGCUCAUCCUGAAGCUGAAGGAGGAGGAGUGCCGCAAACGGGCGCUGCCCUUCGACGGGCAGCUUCACGCCUGGGACACGCGCUACUUCAUGACGCAGGUGGAGGAGAGCCGCUACGCGGUGGACCAGAACCUCCUGAAGGAGUACUUCCCCAUGGACGUGGUGACCCGGGGCCUCCUGGACAUCUACCAGGAGCUGCUGGGCCUGAGCUUCGAGCUGCUGGACGGCGCCCCCGUGUGGCACCCCGACGUCAAGGUCUACUCGGUCAAGGACCUGGCCCGGGGCCAGCUGCUGGGCCAGUUCUACCUGGACCUCCACCCCAGGGAGGGCAAGUACGGCCACGCGGCCUGUUUCGGCCUCCAGCCGGGCUGCCUCCUGCCCGACGGCCGGCGCCAGAUGUCGGUGGCCGCCAUGGUGGCCAACUUCAGCAAGGCCACGGUCGCCGCGCCCUCGCUGCUGCAGCACGACGAGGUGGAGACCUACUUCCACGAGUUUGGACACGUCAUGCAUCAGCUGUGCGCGCAGGCGGACUACGCCAUGUUCAGCGGCACCCACGUGGAGCGAGACUUUGUGGAGGCGCCGUCUCAGAUGCUGGAGAACUGGGUGUGGGAGAAGGAACCCCUGCGCAGGAUGUCGCGACACUUCCAGACGCAGGAGCCCAUCCCCGAGGAGCUCCUGGACAAACUCAUCAAGUCUCGCCUGGCCAACACAGGACUCUUCAACCUGCGGCAGAUCGUUUUGGCCAAGGUGGAUCAGGCGCUGCACACCCGCGGCGGCCUGGACCCCGCCGACGAGUACGCGCGACUCUGCCGGGAAGUGCUCGGCAUUCCCGCUUCGCCCGGCACCAACAUGCCGGCGACGUUCGGCCAUUUGUCCGACGGCUACGACGCGCAGUACUACGGCUACCUGUGGAGCGAGGUCUUCUCCAUGGACAUGUUCUACGCGCGCUUUAAACAGGAAGGAAUCAUGAACCCCAAGGUGGGCCUGGACUACCGCAAAUGCAUCCUGGGUCCCGGCGGCUCGGCGGACGCGUCGGACAUGUUGAGGAAGUUCCUCGGCCGCGAACCCAAACAAGAAGCUUUCCUCAUCAGCAAAGGGCUGCCUCUGGACCUGCAGCCCGCAAGGCCGUGCCCGUGCUGAGCCCAACGCCGACGACGACCGCAAAUAAAAUCCGACUCAAGUCCUUUGGCAGAACCUCCGCUGUGUGUGUGCGUGCGCGUGCGUGUUCUUUGCUGUGCCUCGGCCGCCCUCCC
Molecule: messenger RNA, 2229 nt
Organism: Hippocampus comes (tiger tail seahorse)
Lineage: Eukaryota; Metazoa; Chordata; Actinopteri; Syngnathiformes; Syngnathidae
Gene: thop1
Product: thimet oligopeptidase 1
Exons: 14
Coding region: 56-2116 (686 amino acids)
Biological process (GO): proteolysis; peptide metabolic process
Cellular component (GO): mitochondrial intermembrane space
Molecular function (GO): metalloendopeptidase activity
Source: RefSeq, a predicted model, not a curated record